UCUUCAUUCCCAAUUUCCAAAAGAGUUGCAGGCAGCCUCUCCGGCUCCAAUUCCAGUCGAACGCCGAAAUGCCAUCGAAGAGUAACUGCUCUCUCUCUCUAUCUUCUCUCACUCCAUUCACACUAUCUCAUCAUCUAACAAGCCUCAAUCGAACCUUCCUCAAACUCCAUCCUUCCAAAUCCACUCUCAUCAUUUGUAAAUCAUCCAUAUCAGAAUCAUUCAGUAAUAGAAACCCUGAACCUCGUCAACCGUUAUCUAUACAUAAUUCAGAAGGAACCGGCGCCGCUACUCCAACCAGAGGAGAUAUCUUCCUUGAUUAUCAACAAGUUCUCGCAGCUUCAUCUGCUGUUCUGUCAACGACCAAGAAGAAGAAGAAACAGCAGCAGAAGAGUGAGAAACAGCUUAGUAAGCCUUUUAAAGCUUCCAUAGCUAUUUCUAGCUGUUAUGGAUGUGGAGCUCCUUUACAGACUGAGGAAAAUGACGCUCCUGGUUAUGUAGACCUAGUUACAUUUGAACUGAAAAAGAAACAUAGGCAACUAAGGACGGUUUUAUGUGGAAGGUGCCAGUUACUUUCUCAUGGACACAUGAUUACCGCUGUAGGUGGAAAUGGAGGUUAUUCUGGAGGAAAACAGUUCAUUACUGCAGAUGAAUUACGAGAGAAACUAUCCCAUUUGCGUCACGAGAAAGCUCUAAUUGUUAAAUUGGUAGACAUAGUAGACUUCAACGGAAGUUUUUUGGCUCGUGUGCGUGAUCUUGCUGGUGCAAAUCCGAUAAUACUAGUUGUUACAAAGGUUGAUCUCCUUCCAAAAGGUACUGACUUUAAUUGUGUUGGUGACUGGGUUGUGGAUGCUACCGUGAAGAAAAAGCUCAAUGUUUUGAGUGUGCAUCUAACAAGUUCAAAAUCUCUUGUUGGUAUUUCUGGUGUUAUUUCUGAAAUUCAAAGGGAGAAAAAGGGUCGAGAUGUGUACAUUCUGGGUUCAGCCAAUGUGGGAAAAUCUGCUUUCAUUAAUGCAGCACUAAAGAUUAUGUCAUAUAAGGAUCCAGUUGCUGCUGCAGCGAGGAGAUACAAACCAAUUCAAUCUGCUGUACCUGGGACUACAUUAGGUCCUAUCCAAAUCGAUGCUUUCUUCGGUGGAGGGAAACUAUACGACACACCAGGUGUUCAUCUUCAUCAUAGACAAGCUGCUGUUGUCCAUUCGGAAGAUCUACCCACCCUUGCGCCACAGAGCCGGCUUAGGGGUCAGUCAUUUCCAAAUCCCCGUGUAGCACUGGAUGAAGUGAAAGAUGCAGAUGUCGUAUCCAAUGGACUAAAUGGGUUUUCAAUAUUUUGGGGAGGUCUCGUCAGAAUUGACAUCAUUAAAGCCCUUCCUCAGACUACUUUGACAUUCUAUGGACCUAAGGCAUUGCAAAUUCAUAUGGUGCCUACAGCUAAAGCUGAUGAGUUUUACGAGAAACAACUUGGAAUUCUGUUGACUCCUCCAACCAGUAAAGAGAGAGGAGUCAACUGGACAGGACUUGAGGCACAACGGUUGCUGAAAAUAAAGUUAGAAGACGCUCCCAGGCCUGCUUGUGAUGUAGCUAUAUCUGGCCUGGGAUGGAUUGCUGUUGAACCAUAUGGUAGUAAGAAUAUGGAGGAAUCAUCCGCAAAGAGAUUCUUCUUAGAAGAAGAGGAAGAGUUGCAGUUAAUGGUCCAUGUACCUAAGCCUGUUGAGAUAUUCGUUCGACCUCCAUUGCCGGUUAGCAAGGCAGGAGCAGAAUGGUACGAGUACAGGGAUUUGACGGAGAAGGAAGUGGAUGAAAGACCAAAAUGGUACUUCUAAUAUUAUCAUGAAUCCAGACCAAAAAAGUGUUUCUAAAUCGGCCUAAAUGUGCUAUAGUUGGCUUGUAAUUUUCCACUCAUGGGUUUGUUUAGGUCAAAAUUUGUGCCAUGUUGUUCCAACAUGUCAAUAUUUUUCACUCUCAACUAAAAUUGGUACAAGUCAUUUUUGAGCAUAAAGGUAUGUACAUAUAAUUAGUCAUAUCCAAAUAUUAGGGCAUAAAAUUACCAUAUCUUUCUCCUGUUUUAGAAGCUCAUGAAAAAGCUCAUGACUUUGGUUUUCAAUCUGAUCACGGUCUCUAA
Molecule: messenger RNA, 2119 nt
Organism: Impatiens glandulifera
Lineage: Eukaryota; Viridiplantae; Streptophyta; Magnoliopsida; Ericales; Balsaminaceae
Product: putative nitric oxide synthase
Exons: 13
Coding region: 69-1820 (583 amino acids)
Molecular function (GO): GTPase activity; GTP binding
Source: RefSeq, a predicted model, not a curated record